Molecule: messenger RNA, 4446 nt
Organism: Chiloscyllium plagiosum (whitespotted bambooshark)
Lineage: Eukaryota; Metazoa; Chordata; Chondrichthyes; Orectolobiformes; Hemiscylliidae
Product: paladin-like
Source: RefSeq, a predicted model, not a curated record
UUAGUUUGGAAAAAUCAGUAGAACUUUCCCUACUACCACCAUCGUUCUUAUUUAGUUGUUCAAUCUUCCUCAUGCAGCUAUUAAUUGACUAUGGGCACCACUGCCAGUACCAGCAAGCAGACUGCAUCAGCCAUCCGAGCACAAUGUGACAGGGAUGCCAAACCGUCUGGAUUUGACAAUCGUUCUGAAGAUAUUAACACUGCGGCAGGCUUGGCAAAAUCCAUCAUCACCAACAAAGUGGCACCUGUUGUAAUUACGUACAACUUGAAGGAAGAAUUUCAAGUUCAUGAUGAUUUUCACAAGGCCCACUAUGUCAUUGGUUGCAUGAAUGAUAAUUUACCUGAGCACUACCUUGUCCAGGGGAAAUAUUUCAUGGUCAAAGAUUUCAACAACAAAGUUGAUGACCUUCUCACCAUGAGUAAUUAUGGGGCACCAAACUUUCGCCAGAGUUACCUUGGUUAUCCAGUGUACGGCAUGGGACAGCCAACGAUGAAAGGCUUCUGCAAAGUACUGCAAAGACUGAAGGAAGAAGGACAUCAGGAAAUUAUUUGCUUCAACGUUCGAGAGGAACCAAUCAUUUUGUUUCACCAGGAUGAUGAUUUCAUUCCUUACACCCCACGUGACCAGACAAAUCUGCAGGAAAAUCUCUAUAGCCUUACUCCAAGAAAUCAGGUGGAAGAACUGGAAUUAAUCAUUAAGAAGGAGCUGCUGGAUUUUGCUGCAUUGAGCAACAAAACGUACUUUGUAUACAAUGAUACUGAGCAAUUUGUUGCCGAGGCUCUCCCAAAGAAAAUUGAGAAUGAAGAUGACAUUCGCUUAUCAGAAGAGAUCUACAGGUGCCACAUCUUUACGAUGCCAAUCUUCAGAUAUAAACGGUUACCUUUGCCUGUUGAUACUAAUCUAGAAGAAGCAGACUUUGAUGACUUCAUCAGUACAGUCAGGGAGUGCCCAAGCCUCACCUUCAAGGAUAGUUGCAAAUCACCUCCUGCCCUCCUCUUUAAUUGUCAAACUGGAGUGGGACGCUCCAAUCUUGGAAUGAUAAUAGGUGCGCUGAUCAUGGCUCAUAGAACAACAUUUCCUCAGCUGGAAAGAUAUGAAAAGAGAAGUUUUUCUGGUCAAGAAAGUCACUUUCAGAUUGUUGAAAGUUACAGUGCCUCCUUUCCAAAUGGCAGAAAAAUUGUUGAAGAAGUGGACAGCAUUAUGAAUAUUUGCUCAGAAAUGUAUGAUUUGAAGGAAAUUAUUUACCUUUCCAAAAGUAAAGCACAAAAGCUCGCAGAGGAGCUUCAGAGCCAGGAAAUCAGUUUGCGAGAAAACCUGAUCAGCAAAGCAUUCCAGAUGAUUCAGAGAUAUUUUUACCUCAUUGCUUUUAACAGCUAUCUCCAUGAACAGUAUCCAUUAGCUUUCUCAGUCAUGUUCAGUACUUGGAUGCGGAGGAAACCCUUCUUCUACAGGCUACUGAGUGCUAUGUCUAGACUUGAGAUGAAGACUCCAGCUAAUCCCAUCAGUGGCCGCCAUUGUGUUCUAUUUGCGGAUGAAUCCCUGGAUCUUGAUGAAAUGAGUAGUCUGAGAGAGAUGAAGGUGGCAAACUACAGAAAAGUUUCAAAAAUGCCUGUAUGUGGAAUGGCACAACCAAAUCCAGAGGGACUGCAGCAUAUUCUCUCCUACCUAACAGACGAUUGCAGGAAGUUUAGCCGAGUUUUAUGUUUGAACCUGCGAGAGGAAGCAGUGUUGGAAGGUGAUGGAAAAAUGUAUUCACUCAGGGAGGUCAACAGCCUCCAACAGGAGAUCAUCAUUCCUGUGACAACAGCAGAGCAACUGGAGGAAGUGGAGACUGCCACCAAAGUGGAUGUGUUGAGCUCUCAGAAUGCUGUAGAGACAUGGCAUGAAGAAACAAAGCAGCUGAAGCAGUUUGCAUCGUGUAACACUCUGCAGGAGGUUUACACUCAGAUAGCCACGCAGUUUCCCCAAUUGCAUUACAAACGCAUUCCAAUUACAGACUGCGCGGCUCCCAGAGAAGAGGAUUUUGAUGCCUUCCUUAGGGUUGUGAAAUCACAUUUAACAACUCACCAAAACUGUGCUAUUAUACUAAACUGUCACAAUGGGAAAAGAAGAACUACUGUUGGGAUGGUCAUCUGCCUGCUUCUAACCUGGCACAUUAACGGAUUUCCAGAACCUUUUGUGGAGGAUAUGGUAAGCAUACCUGAUGCCAAGUAUACAAAGGGUGAAUUUGAGGCCAUUCUUAAUCUGGUUCGUCUUCUUCCAAAUGGUAAUGAGAUGAAGAAAGAAGUGGAUAGAGCUCUCGAUGCAGUGAGUGAUUCAAUGACUCCCAUGAUGCAUCACUUAAGAGAGCUCAUCAUCAACACAUACAAAAAGUCAAAAAGGGCAAAGGACAAAGAUAGUGCUUCAAGUUUACACUUGCGUAGUCUACAGUACCUGGAGAGGUAUUUUUAUCUUAUUCUUUUUGACACCUAUCUGCACCUGGAGAAACCAGGAAAAUGGGAAAGAUCCUUUAAGGAAUGGAUGGAUGAGGUGGCUGCUCCAGCAGGUGUCUUUGAAAUCUUGGACAAGUUGGGAUUUCCAGAGUUUGAAGACCCAGAAUCUACCUCCAUGUGCAGGAUGCGUUACAGGUGGCGACAACAGCAAGGUUAUAAGGCCCCUUCCUUUGGGGAAAUGAUUGAAUAAUUUGGACCGAAGAAAAAGUAGCUAUCUUUUUUAUUUAAAAUCAUUCAAAUGGCUGAGUCUUUUGACUUUCAAUCUAAGAAACUAUUGCAUUAAAUUCUUGUGGUAUGGCAAGAAUGAGUGCAGUUGUUCAUUCAGAUUAGUUAAGUGAGCAUUUUCAAAGAUUGUAAAUUUUGGGUUUUCUUUACGUUUGAGCCCAGAUGCAGUCACCUUAUGACUCUUAACUUACUUUCUUAAUCCAGACUUCUUGCAGUCAGGAGGUUGCUCAUGGUCAGUCAGGCACUUAGCUCUAUGAGAGUCUGGGGAUCUGUGUCCUUGUAGCUCAGGACUCUGUCUUGAAUGUCAAGUACAGGCAGUCUGGGGCUCACAGGUAAAUCAGUUGAGGUUCUGUAGAGACAUCUGACAGUGAGCUGCAGUGGUCAGCUGGGGCUGCUCUGUUGAGUCAAUCUGGAGGAGGAGGUGGUAGGUGAGUGCGACGCAGUCACUCAUCAGGCCUUUGUCUAUAAUGGUCAGGGGAAUUAUCAGUGGGCAGUCCACGGGCUUCUGGAGAUAACCAGCAAUGGAAUUCUUGGGAUGGAUUUCAUUUUACUGGAACGCUGAGGAAAAGGUGACUGUCAUGGGAAGAUAUUGUAGGAAGUAGAGUUGGACCUCCUAGCAAGUAGUAGGAAACUGAAAACUCUGGAAAGGAGGGGGUGGGGAGGACUGGUUUCAAUAGGCCAUGGUAACUCUGAUUUCUACAUAGGGAGGGUAUAUGGUAAACCAAGGCACAGAAAUUUCCAAAGUCAUAUGCUCUUCAGGUAAAAUGGAAACAUUAAUAGUCAUGCAAAUUAUCUCAGUGGAAAUGGGCGAUGUCUGAAAAGUCACACAGCUGCAAGGACACCAACACCACAAAGUACAUUCAGCAUUGGAGGAGGGGCGUGAUAUUUGUGUGACACAUGUGGAACCUGUAAGUCAUUCACACUGAGACAAACCUUGCCAUGUCAGAUUGAAUGUCAGCUUUGUAAUAACUACACAAAAUGGUGAGCACCACGUACAAAAUAGCCAGAGGAAGUUAUGUUUUUUCCUUUAGGAGUGGAGUAGAAUCCUUUAAAUUGGAAAUCCUCCUUAGGACAAUCGCAGCAAUUGUGCUUCACUGAUUCUAUUAAUGGCUCAAAUUUUCACUUUGUCAACAGGUCACUAAUUGAGCAUGAAUAUACAUUAAAAAUUACUGCUUCGGCCAUCAUGACCAAUACAUUUUUCUCACUAUUCACCUCCUUGUCAUGUUAACUACGGACCUGUAAUGAAAACAAACAGAAGCUGAAGUUCUGGUUUCACAACUGGAGCAAGCAUUGCCACUAUCUGUUCACAGUCUGGACUAUAAAUAUGCAAGGAUGUGGUUGGUGAUGAUCAAGGUAGCCUUUCCUUUGGGAUUAAAGGGAGUAAUGGUGACCUACUGGCAGAAUUCUACUCCUGUAAUGUAGCAUGACAGCAUAAUUGUGCAUCAUAUAAUUGGAUAAGGUGAUAUGCGUCCGAGCUUCUCAUGGAGGCAAGACAAAGACCUCCUUUGGGAUGAUCCUGUGCCAUGCUAUGAACAUGAAGCUUCCCUGUGAUAGAUGUGCAGAUGCAGGAUAUUCUCUUUUGUGUUCUCCUCUGACGUUAUUUGCUCAUGUAUCUCACAUGAAGACUGCAGUUCCUGAAGUCAUUCUGACCUUGGUGCAAUUCUGAAUGUAGAAGAAAAGAGCAAUCGAUACUUCAUCAGCAAGUCCAGCUUGAACAGCAACAGCAGCA